Messenger RNA from Prunus mume (Japanese apricot), 1229 nucleotides. RefSeq names its product L-ascorbate peroxidase 3. Gene Ontology annotation, molecular function: heme binding; peroxidase activity. The record is from RefSeq and is a predicted model, not a curated record. NCBI's taxonomy places the organism in Eukaryota, Viridiplantae, Streptophyta, Magnoliopsida, Rosales, Rosaceae. Gene Ontology annotation, biological process: cellular response to oxidative stress; hydrogen peroxide catabolic process; response to reactive oxygen species. Gene Ontology annotation, cellular component: chloroplast.
AAAAGUAAGAAUAAAAAAACGCCCAAGCUUCUCUCCCGCUAAUCCAAUCCGGUAUAUCCAUCCACACACAGAGCGGGCCAAAGCAAAGCAAACCAAUCGUUGCCUUCAAUUCAAUCGUUGUGUUCGUUGCCUUCUUCGCUUUUGAUUUUGCUUCUAUUCCGCAUAGCCUGCGAUUUCGUCGGCCGAUUCUCUCAUGGCGGAGCCAGUAGUGGACGCGCAGUACCUCAAGGAAGUCGAGAAGGCUCGUCGGGACCUUCGCGCUAUCAUCUCCGUCAGGAACUGCGCUCCUAUCAUGGUUCGAUUGGCGUGGCAUGAUGCUGGUACAUACAAUGCUGAAACGAAAACCGGUGGUGCUAAUGGCUCCAUCAGGAAUGAGCAUGAGCUAAACCAUGGCGCAAAUAGUGGUUUGAAAAUUGCUGUCAAUUUUUGUGAGGAAGUGAAAGCCAAGUAUCAGAAGAUCACAUAUGCUGACCUCUACCAGCUUGCUGGGGUUGUUGCUGUGGAGGUCACUGGUGGCCCUACUAUUGAGUUUGUUCCUGGUAGAAAGGAUUCACUGGAGUCUCCGGAAGAAGGACGGCUUCCAGAUGCCAAACAAGGUGCAUCACAUUUGAAGGACAUCUUUUAUCGCAUGGGUCUGUCUGAUAAAGACAUUGUGGCACUGUCAGGAGCCCACACAUUGGGUAGAGCACAUCCGGAAAGGUCAGGCUUUGAUGGCCCUUGGACGAAUGAGCCUUUGAAGUUCGACAAUUCAUACUUUGUUGAGCUACUGAAGGGGGAAUCAGAGGGGCUGUUGAAACUUCCCACAGACAAGGCUUUAUUGGACCAUCCUGAGUUCCGCCGCUAUGUUGAGCUUUAUGCAAAGGAUGAGGAUGCAUUCUUCAAAGACUACACAGUGUCACACAAGAAACUAUCAGAGCUAGGCUUUACUCCAUCGUCCAGUGUCAAGGAAGCUGUAAAGACAAGUACUUUGGUGGCACAAAGUGCUGUGGGAGUUGCCGUUGCUGCAGCUGUUGUGAUCCUGAGUUACUUAUACGAAGUUCGUAAAAAAGUCUAGUAAAAAUGUAAAUAUUUUUAAUAAUAUCAUGAGAAGCCAGUGAAGCAUAUUCCAUCAGGGGAACAUAUGUUAUUAGUACUUAAUUGUCUUACUGUUCUGUAAUAAGUUCUGAAAUUCUAGAACUGAACUUAUAAAGGACAUGUUUCCAAUAGAUAUGGCCCAUAUAUUGCUUGCU